Pan troglodytes (chimpanzee) is the source of this 909-nucleotide messenger RNA. RefSeq names its product olfactory receptor 5P55-like. The transcript is spliced from 2 exons. Bases 1 to 849 code for a protein of 282 amino acids. NCBI's taxonomy places the organism in Eukaryota, Metazoa, Chordata, Mammalia, Primates, Hominidae. Gene Ontology annotation, biological process: G protein-coupled receptor signaling pathway. Gene Ontology annotation, molecular function: olfactory receptor activity; G protein-coupled receptor activity. The record is from RefSeq and is a predicted model, not a curated record. Gene Ontology annotation, cellular component: membrane.
AUGGUGGAGAACCAUACCCAAGUCACCUGGUUCUACCUGCUGGGACUUACAGAGCAGGAGGACCUCAAAGGCAUCCUCUUUGUGCUCUUCCUGCUCAUACAUUCAGUCACUGUCAUGGGCAACCUGGGAAUGAUCACUCUGAUCCAUGCAGACCCACAGCUCCACACCCCCAUGUAUUUCUUCCUGAGCGUCCUAUCCUUCAUAGACUCCUCGUUUUCCACAGUGGACACCCCCAGGCUGCUGGAGAGCUUCCUCAUCUCAAGCCAAUCCAUCUCCUUUGCAGGCUGUAUGGUCCAGAUGGCCCUCAUGAUCCUCCAUGGUACUGCUGAGUGUCUGCUCCUGGCCAUCAUGGCCUAUGACCGAUUCACCGCCAUCUACCACCCUCUCCUCUAUCACACUAUUAUGUCCCAAUGUCUGUGUGUCCUGCUGGUGGUGACCUGCUAUACUGUUUCUGUUGCCAAUUCAGCUUUGCUGACUGGGUGCAUCUUUAAGCUGCCCUACUGUGGCCCCAAUGUCAUUAACCACUAUUUCCGUGACAUCCCCCCCGUCACCAUUAUCCCAGUCUCCUAUGCCUACAUCCUCAUGACCAUUUGCAGGAUGCGCUCCCUGCAAGCCCAGGGCAAAGCUGUCUCCACCUGUGCCUCCCACCUCACCAUCAUCUGCCUCUUCUAUAGCACCAUCACCUUCAUAUAUGCUCAGCCAAGCUCUCACAAUUCCAUGGAACACAAGGUCAUGUCUGUCUUCUACACUGUGGUCAUCCGCAUGCUGAACCCUCUGAUCUACAGCCUGAGGAAUAAAGAUGUAAAAUAUGCUUUGAAGAGGAGAUGCCUGUGCAAGCUGUCUUCAUAAUCAAGUGUGGAACAUUGAGCAUCCUAUCCCAAGCUGUAACAUGGUAGCCACAAUAUAAAG